ACCGGAGUGUAGUAAAGACAUAACUACUACGGGAGCAAAAUCCGAAUCUCGGGUAACUGGAGUAGAGAACCAUUAUGUUCCAUUACGGAGAACUUUCCCCCUGUACCACCGCCAUCAACCUCCUCCCUUAACUUAAUAAUCAGUUCUGGGUGCACCUUACACCACUCACACUCACACCAGCAACCUUAAGUCCUGACUCCUCAUCCGAACUAGACACACUCCAUCGUCAACUACUUAAUAAUUAUUAUUAUUCCUCGCCCAGCUUUAACAAAUAUUAUUUCUACCAAGUCCAACAAUCCUUCAUCACAAGCAAUCGUCAUCAGCAGCUAACAAAAAGUGAAAAUCACAGCUCAGCAACAUUAAUAAUAUUCCAUCUCAUAGAAUCUCUAGUCAUUCGUCUCUGGGCUUGCACGCUAUUUUUGUGCUCCACGAGUGUCAUCGUGACACUGUCACUCAUAAUCUGUACUCACUUUAUCAAUAUUGUGUCUGUAUCAAUACCUCAACUUCUCCUCGUUCGCACUUAAACUCAUCGCCACUUUCACCUUCCUUUCAGGUAAAGGAGAAUCAUUCAUGGGUCUCUCAUCAUCUAAUAACUGGAAUAAAAGAGGAGCAUAGUGAUAUGCACACCUGGCUGGACUGCAGGCCUUCUCUUCCCCGUAUAAAAAUAUACGUGUCCAACUAACUACACUACUACCUCUUUCUCACUCUCUACGACUAAUCAGCAAGUGAGAGUGAAUUGAACUUAACAGAGGAGAGGUAGACGGCUUAUCGAGAACAAAUAUCAACAACCUUUACUAUUAUAAUACUCAAACUGCCCAUUAAACGACUUCUCCUCCACAGUUCACGGCUACAACUCGCUGGAGGAACAAAGACAUAGAACCCUCUCUAAAUGCGCCGAGAAUACCAAAGCUAAUGCGCCUAGUUAACUGACGUGUUAAAAAAAUAUAACCUUUGUGAAAAGGAUAUCCAGCAGUGGAUUUAUAGUAGUGUGAGGUUCGUGAGAAACUGAAACCACUCGCUCUUAAUAUUAUUCUCAUAAGUGACUGAAAGUGAAUUUUAUUUAUAUUUAAAGAGAUUAUACAAUCUUAAACUUGGAUUCAAACCACGAUUAUUACUGGUGGUCGAGUUGAGCACAGAUAAGAGGAUAAGCCAGCCACGCGUUCUCUCUCCGACAACUAAGGGCCAGUGAAAGAAAUAAGCAAGCUCCCAAUUUGACGCACAUAUUGAUUGUCGUUGAAUGAUGCCGUUUUUACACGACGGGAACGCUUCGGUUACGAUAACCCCCACCAACGGAGGGGGAGCGUCUGAUUUACUUCAAAAGUUUAUCAAGCAGGAAAACCUGUCAAAGUCAUUUUCUGGAAACACAUCAGCCAACCUUCAGAAAAUUGUCAGAAAUUCUGUUCCAUCAAUUGUAGAAUUUCAGCGUAAAGCGGCUCAUAAGAAAUUGCAAAUUGCGAAAAUGAUGGGAAAUGGAGGAAUGACUGCUUCUGUUCCGGACUUUCGGAAACAUCAAGGUCACCAGAACCAUCAAUCAAUGAUGUCAGAAUAUAACGACCCCAUGCAAGUUGCGUCAAGAAGAGCUCGGAGCAAUAAUUUUACACUAAACGAAACAUUCGCCCUGUUGAAAAUUUGGGCUUCACCAGAGAUGCAAUGGCAGAUGAAACAUAACUUUCGAAAUUUUCGAGUGUGGGAAGCCAUUUCUUUUGCUAUGCAAGAAUUAGGACAUGACAGAACUGCUAUACAGUGCAAAAACCGUAUUCAGAACUUGACAUCCAUUUAUUACCGGAUUAAGAAGACUAAACAAGAUUAUCGCAGUUUUAACUUUCCGUACUACAAAAUUAUUGGGGAUGUUCUUGAUGGAAAGAAAAACGGAAGUAACGCAACGAUGCCACCUAAUAUGGCAGAGUUUAUACAACAUUUUACGACCAACGCUAGUGGAGUUGUGAGCCCUACACAAGUCAACUCUGGCGUGGGACAUGGGUCAUCAGGAAUGGCUGCUCACAUGGCCCUAGUCGAAGAGUAUCAGCACCUAAUAAAUGGAAACCCUGAAGUGACGAUGACUUCUACAGGAGAACGUAGUAGCUCGUCGAAUGGGACAAAUGGGAUGAAUGUUCUUUCCCCCGAAGUAAGUAUAAGUGAAGGAGACUCCCCCAUUCGUAUGGAUUCCCAGCAAACAAUUCGUUCUAAUUCGCAAUCAGCUUCCACCUCAGCUCAGAAAAAUCAUACCGGUUCUAACUCAAAUAAUUCCCCAGUUAACCGCAAUUCUAAUGCAAAUGGGUCAUCAAGUUCAUCUGGAGUAAAACAUGAACAAGAAGACGGUGGUUUGGAGGACGGCUCAAUUCCUUCCGAAAAUGAAAAUCAUGAAGUCUCUGACUUUGAUGAUGGGACAAUGUACAAUGCUGAUGAAGAAACCAUGGCCAUGCUCGGUCGAGCUGAAAACUAUUCGGGUUGUGGAAGAGGAAAACGUUCCAUGUUAUAUCCUAAAGGAACAUACAAUAAUGGAAUUCCCACUAAGAGACCACGAGGAUUGUCAUCUGCAACGACAGCAUCUACCAGUGGAGUAGCCGAGGAUCCCAUCGGACAAUACUUAUCGGAAAUGGUAGAUAUUGAACGAGAAUGGCUUAAUAUGGAACGGGAACGAGCAGAGAAUGAACGUCAAAUGAUGUUAUACAUGAUGCAAAUCCUACAAGCUUUGAUUUGUCCAGACCAAGAGCAGGAGGAAGAAGGAAACGAAGACGGAACUAUGGAAGGAAACGACAAUGAAGCAGAAGCAACAGAAAACGAAUACACUGAAAACGAAAACGAAAACGAUGACAGUGAAAUACGCGAAAUGAUUGAACAACAAGAAAACUUGGAUACUGAGUAAUUAUUAUUAUGAUUAUUUUCAUUUUAGAAUUUUAUGUAUAUCUCGUUCAGAAUUCAUCAACAUUUUAUACUGUACAUAAAUACAUACCUAGCCAUCAUCGAUCGCGCGGUGGUAAUUUUAUAGUCUGAGAAGAAAUGUGUAGGUCUUUCAGUAAUGGAAAACACCCAUUCUUUAUGUUUCUACCUAUUGAAUUUAUAGAUAGCUAGGAAAUAUCAGUGUAUCGCCUAAAUGUAUUUAAAGCUACCGUAAUAAUAGUAGUACAUCUUAUGUAAUCAAUAAUAAUAACAUUAAUAAUAAUUGAUAGACAAAGAUUCCAAUUAGGGUCGAUUGUUUAUGCUCAGUUCUUCCAAAUAAGCAGUGAAAUUAUCAGAAAUGACAUCGGUGUAUUAAAAGAUUUGAUGAUUAACAAGUAUGUAUUUACGAUUGGGUGAGAUUCGCAGUUAGAUAAAAAAAAGUCUGAUGGUGCAAGUGAAAUAAUGCAUACACUUGCUUCCUUUCUACUGUUACCAGCAUCAGAUAUGUAAUUUAUGUAUUUUAUAUCUACUGCAAUCUUACCUGCUCAGUUUCCAAGAGUUUCCGACAGUUGUAAUUAGUGGCUCAAUUAUGUACCGUGAGCUAAAUUGUUGAUAUUAUGAUUUUUCUCUCUACUACUCAUUAUGAUUACCACAAUACCGCGAUACUUAUCGAAUAUAUCUGUCUACUUCAAAUGUUCAGUAUUUUAGUUUUGUAGAAUUUUAUUGUUACAAAUAUUCAAAAUGAUCUCAGAAACCGGAAAUGAUGAUAUGUUUCCUGAUUUUGUUAGAUAGUAUCAUUUGUUAUAUGUUAUAUGUCAUAUGUUAUUAUGGAUUUUGUUAUUGAUUUUUAUAAUUUUUUUUAUCUACACCAAAUUAGGUAAACUGUUUUGCACACAAAUACGGUGUUGUUAUUUGUAGGUUUGUUUUACUUUCAUGACAUUAAUUUUAUAUUACUCACUCAGCGGCAGUUACUUAAUUUUGUAAAAUGUUUCAGUAUUAUUUUUUUGGGACAGCUAAUGAUACGCGCAUACAUACUUAAAUGUGUAGGUUGGGUUGGGCAUCAUUCCAUUUCCAAUUGUUGCAGUGGUAGUUUUCCAUAUACAAAUAAAUGUCUGUAUGUAUAUUAUUUAUAUUAUGUAUGUAUGCAUGUAAAGACGUCCUUAUAUAUACUUUCAUUUGAGGAAACCGGAAUAUUAUUGUGUUAGUUUGUGAUAGUGAUAAUGGUCACAAGAAUCGUCCUACAUAUUUUCAUCUCAAAAAUAUAAUCCCGACUUUAUAAACGCUUGAAGAUCAUUUGAAUCUCAACCAGUAAAAAUUACACUUUGUCUCCUAUAUCUUAUACGCAAUGAGUUAUUAAUCUCCCGUUGAGUGCAUGUAACCUAUGACCUAACCUGUUAUAUAUACAUUCAAUGCAAUAAUCUGUGCCAACGAGUCUCGGCCGUCGACUACUUCUCACCAUCAUCUCUUUACAAAAAGUAACAUAACAAUGAGCGCAAAUGCUGAUUACAUAAAAUUACCUUUGAUUUCCAAUAUGUAUUAUUAAAUAAACGAAUUGCUGAUACAUACACCAUUCAA
Messenger RNA from Folsomia candida, 4455 nucleotides. RefSeq lists its product as uncharacterized. The transcript has 11 exons. Lineage: Eukaryota; Metazoa; Arthropoda; Collembola; Entomobryomorpha; Isotomidae. The record is from RefSeq and is a predicted model, not a curated record. Bases 1238 to 2866 code for a protein of 542 amino acids.